Messenger RNA from Leguminivora glycinivorella, 2175 nucleotides. RefSeq names its product BTB/POZ domain-containing protein 9 (gene BTBD9). Gene Ontology annotation, molecular function: protein binding. The record is from RefSeq and is a predicted model, not a curated record. The transcript is spliced from 14 exons. Bases 221 to 2041 code for a protein of 606 amino acids. Gene Ontology annotation, biological process: circadian behavior; adult locomotory behavior; modulation of chemical synaptic transmission. NCBI's taxonomy places the organism in Eukaryota, Metazoa, Arthropoda, Insecta, Lepidoptera, Tortricidae.
AAUGUCAACUGCACUGUUUGCGUUUUCCUGUAAUAUUUUAUUUUUGUGAUGAGAAGAGGAAAAUAGUUUUCGUUACAGUUAAAUGAAAUACAUAUAAGUGUUCCGUACAUGUUAAGACAUAAGCACAAUUAAUCUGGUGUUACAAGUAGCAAAACUUUCUAAUAGCCUCAAGGAAUACCGUGACAUCAUUUCUCUAACAGUUGGCGGUUAGAGAGAGAAGAUGAGUAGCCAGCACCAGUACAUGUCCGUGAACAACACGCCCAGCACGAGGGUCGGGGACAUCGAACAUAUCAGUCACUUAUCUGAACACAUUGGCUCACUAUGCCUCUCCUCCGAGUACUCCGACGUGACCCUGAUCGUGGAGGGGCAGAGGAUCCCCGCGCACAAGGUCAUCCUGGCCGCCAGCAGCGACUACUUCCGCGCGCUGCUGUACGGCGGCAUGCGGGAGGCUAACCAGGCUGAGGUGGAGUUACAAGCGCCACUUCAGGCAUUUAAAGCACUUCUUCGUUACGUUUAUUCAGGCCACAUGGGACUCUCGAACCUUCGCGAAGACACAGUCCUCGAUAUGUUAGGAUUGGCGCACCAGUUCGACUUCCAAGAGUUAGAGGCAGCCAUAUCUGACUACCUUCGACAAGUGUUGGCGUUACGCAAUGUAUGCUCUGUGUUGGAUGCCGCUAGACUGUACGGCCUUGAUGCUUUGAUGGACUACUGUUACAACUUCUUGGACAGAAAUGCCACAGAGGUCCUUCAGCAUGACUCCUUCCUACAGUUAUCUGUUGAGGCAUUACAAGGUCUUCUGGAGCGAGAUUCAUUCUUCGCGCCAGAAGUGGACAUUUUCAAAGCAGUCUGCAAGUGGUUUGAGGCUAACCAACAAUGGGUCAAAUCGGAAAGUGGACAAGCACAAGUGGAGAAGAUCCUAAAAUGUGUACGUCUCACACUAAUGAGCCUUGAAGAAUUACUCCGAGUUGUUCGGCCAUUCGCGCCCGUCACUCCAGACAUGUUGCUUGACGCCAUCCACGACAAAACUCGAACUCGCAGCACGGAUCUACGCCACCGGGGCUUACUACUCCCAGAAGAAAACGUAGCCACACUAAAACGCGGAGCCCGCGUCAUAGCCGGGGACAUGCGCUCCGCCCUCCUGGACGGAGACUGCGAGAACUACGACAUGGAGCGGGGGUACACCCGGCACACCAUCAGCGACGACCCCAACAACCCGGGGAUCCUGGUUCGACUCCCGGCCCCGACCAUCCUCAACCACCUGCGGCUGCUGCUGUGGGAUAGGGACAACAGAUCAUACGCGUACUUCAUAGAAGUAUCGGUUGACCAGAAGGACUGGGUGCGAGUGAUCGACCACAGCAAGUACUACUGUCGCUCGUGGCAGAACCUGUACUUCCCGGCCCGAGUGGUGCAGUACAUCAAGAUAGUCGGCACCAGCAAUACUGUCAACAAGGUAUUUCACGCAGUGGCCUUAGAAGCGAUGCACACAGCGCGCGUGCCUCCGUUAAGCAACGGCCUCGUGAGGCCUCUGCACAACGUGGCCACCGUCGAGCUGUCCGCCGUGGUUAUUGAGGGCAUCAGCCGCUCCCGCAACGCGCUUCUAAACGGCGACACGGAGCACUACGACUGGGAGCAAGGCUACACGUGCCACCAGCUCGGCUCGGGCGCCAUCGUGGUGCAACUGGCGCAGCCCUACCUGCUCUCCUCCAUCCGCCUGCUGCUGUGGGACUGCGACUACAGACACUACUCGUACUACGUCGAGACUAGCGUCAACUACUGGGACUGGGAGACCGUGUGCGACCGCACCAGAGACGCCGCCAGAUCGUGGCAGGUGAUUUAUUUUUCUCCGCGUCCAGUGUCCAUCAUACGAGUUGUAGGAACCAAUAAUUCAGUUAACGAGGUGUUCCACAUGGUGCACCUGGAGUGCCCGGCGCAGGUGGAGGAGGCGGCGGGCGACCCGGCCGCCAAGAAGCCGCGCGCCGACACACAGCCGCCCACGCCUAACGGCUCCAACAGUAACGCCAACGGUAAGUGCAGUGGUUGAAGAGUGUUAUAUUGUGCAGGUGUCCCACAUGGUGCACCUGGAGUGCCCGGCGCAGGUGGAGGAGGCGGCGGGCGACCCGGCCGCCAAGAAGCCGCGCGCCGACACACAGCCGCCCACGCCUAACGGCUCCAACA